AUGACGAUAAGUAAAUAUCAGAGGACUUUUGCUCCUGAGCCUUUCCCCAAGCUCAAUCAACCUAAGAUCGAUAGACGGCAGCGCAUUUUCAAUAUCAUUCUCAUUGAAUGUGGCAGCAUGAAAGAUCCAGUCAAAGGAAACCACUAG
Molecule: messenger RNA, 147 nt
Organism: Sclerotinia sclerotiorum 1980 UF-70
Lineage: Eukaryota; Fungi; Ascomycota; Leotiomycetes; Helotiales; Sclerotiniaceae
Exons: 1
Coding region: 1-147 (48 amino acids)
Source: RefSeq, a predicted model, not a curated record